UCAUUUUAACUCAGUUCUAAGUUCUAACCAGAUGAGCUACCUUGCUGCUCUCUUUCUACAGCUCUCUCAUACUCAUUAUCUGGUUUGUUCAUGCAAGAUCCGAAGAACUCAUCACAAGCAAGGAAGCCCUGGUACCAAAGAGCAAUGCAGAUGGCUACAGUUUGGAAGGGUAGUGUAGCAAAACCAACUGAAAUUCCAACACCAAAUGCUAGUAUAUGGAAAACUAUUUCGAGAUCAACAGAAAUUCCAGGUACAAAUUCUAACAGGCACAAGCUAAGGAAAUGCACCUCUUUGAAGGUUGCUUCAUCGUUUACUCGAGUUUGUUUGUGUGCGCCAAUCUCCUCCUACACUGAAGUUUUCCAUGGUGAUGUUCCACCUAGAAGGAGUAAUAGUUAUCCAAGAUCAAAACCAGUUCCCAUACAGCAAGAAAUUAGAACUCCAAGCGGGAGAAUUAGCACGGAAGGGAGGAAAAUUUUUCGCGGAAAAUCAUUGACAGAUGAUGUGCUAAUGAGGAGAUUUGUGAUUGAAGAAGAAGCAAUGAUGCAACUUAGGAGAAGGAAUGAAAUGGAAAUUAUUAGAAGAAGAAGUGCCAUGAGAAGGAAAAAACUUGGUCCGAGUCCUCUUAGUAGAAUGGUUUUGGCUGAGGAAGAAUGACCUCAAAUAAAAAUUUGCUAUAUCUUUAUUCUUUCUUUUUGCCAUCUUUUUGGCUUUGCAAUUGUGGUAUAUUGCUUGUGCUUUUGGAUGGAAAAUAUUUUUCCAUGUAAUUCUCUUUGCGAUUAAACAUUUACUCGAGA
Coffea eugenioides is the source of this 794-nucleotide messenger RNA. RefSeq lists its product as uncharacterized. Lineage: Eukaryota; Viridiplantae; Streptophyta; Magnoliopsida; Gentianales; Rubiaceae. Bases 91 to 654 code for a protein of 187 amino acids. The record is from RefSeq and is a predicted model, not a curated record. The transcript is spliced from 2 exons.